Messenger RNA from Echinops telfairi (small Madagascar hedgehog), 5800 nucleotides. RefSeq names its product phospholipase C beta 4 (gene PLCB4). Gene Ontology annotation, biological process: lipid metabolic process; phosphatidylinositol-mediated signaling. The transcript is spliced from 37 exons. Bases 127 to 3540 code for a protein of 1137 amino acids. Gene Ontology annotation, molecular function: calcium ion binding; phosphatidylinositol-4,5-bisphosphate phospholipase C activity. Lineage: Eukaryota; Metazoa; Chordata; Mammalia; Afrosoricida; Tenrecidae. The record is from RefSeq and is a predicted model, not a curated record.
AAACACAGUUUCUUUUGGAUACAAAAUCCUGAGAUGUGAUCACCUUAAAAAGGGCAGCACUGCAAGCUUGACUGAAGUAGGCAUCAUUUGCCCUGGUUCCCGAUCCCCCUGGUCUUGAAUAUAAUCAUGGCCAAACCUUAUGAGUUUAACUGGCAAAAGGAGGUUCCUUCCUUUUUGCAAGAAGGAGCAGUGUUUGACAGAUAUGAAGAGGAAUCCUUUGUGUUUGAACCCAACUGCCUCUUCAAAGUGGAUGAAUUUGGCUUCUUUCUGACUUGGAAAAGCGAAGGCAAGGAAGGACAGGUGCUGGAAUGCUCGCUCAUCAACAGUAUUCGGCUGGGAGCCACACCCAAGGACCCCAAAAUCCUGGCUGCCCUUGAAGUUGUUGGAAAGUCAGAAAAUGACCUGGAAGGGCGAAUCGUGUGCGUCUGCAGUGGGACGGAUCUGGUCAACAUCAGUUUCACUUACAUGGUGUCUGAAAAUCCAGAAGUAACUAAGCAAUGGGUAGAAGGCCUGCGAUCAAUCAUACACAACUUCAGGGCCAACAAUGUUAGUCCCAUGACGUGCCUCAAGAAACACUGGAUGAAAUUGGCCUUUCUGACCAACACCAACGGUAAAAUCCCGGUGAGAAGUAUUACUAGAACCUUUGCAUCAGGGAAAACAGAAAAGGUGAUCUUUCAAGCUCUCAAGGAAUUAGGCCUUCCCAGUGGAAAGAAUGAUGAGAUUGAGCCUGCAGCCUUUACUUAUGAAAAGUUUUAUGAACUGACCCAAAAGAUUUGUCCUCGGACAGAUAUAGAAGAUCUCUUCAGAAAAAUCAAUGGAGACAAAACUGAUUAUUUAACGGUAGACCAAUUAGUGAGCUUUCUAAAUGAACAUCAGCGAGACCCUCGCUUGAAUGAAAUUUUGUUCCCAUUUUAUGAUGCUAAGAGGGCAAUGCAGAUCAUUGAGACGUAUGAGCCUGAUGAAGAUCUGAAGAAUAAAGGCCUCAUAUCAAGUGAUGGGUUUUGCAGAUAUCUGAUGUCUGAUGAAAACGCCCCAGUCUUCCUAGAUCGCUUAGAGCUUUAUCAAGAAAUGGACCAUCCCUUGGCUCACUACUUCAUCAGUUCUUCCCAUAACACCUAUCUCACCGGUCGGCAGUUUGGUGGAAAGUCUUCAGUAGAAAUGUACAGACAGGUGCUCCUGGCUGGCUGCAGAUGCGUGGAACUCGACUGUUGGGAUGGAAAAGGCGAAGACCAGGAACCGAUCAUCACUCACGGCAAAGCGAUGUGCACAGACAUCCUUUUUAAGGAUGUAAUUCAAGCCAUCAAGGAAACCGCAUUUGUCACAUCAGAAUAUCCUGUAAUUCUCUCCUUUGAAAAUCACUGCAGCAAAUACCAACAGUACAAGAUGUCCAAAUAUUGCGAAGAUCUAUUUGGGGACCUCCUGUUGAAACAAGCACUUGAAUCACAUCCACUCGAACCGGGCAGGCCCCUGCCAUCCCCCAACGACUUGAAAAGGAAAAUACUCAUCAAAAAUAAACGGCUGAAAGCCGAAGUUGAAAAAAAACAGCUGGAAGCUUUGAAAAGCAUGAUGGAAGCUGGGGAAUCGGCAGCCCCCGUGAGCAUCUUAGAGGAUGAUAACGAAGAGGAAAUUGAAAGUGCUGACCAAGAGGAAGAAGCCCACCCUGAAUUUAAAUUUGGAAAUGAACUUUCCGUGGAUGACUUGGGUCACAAGGAAGCUGUUGUAAACAGCGUCAAGAAGGUUUCAGAUGAUCUUGAACAUGAAAACAACAAAAAGGGCCUGGUUACGGUAGAAGAUGAGCAGGCGUGGAUGGCGUCGUAUAAAUAUGUCGGUGCGACCACUAAUAUCCAUCCAUACUUGUCCACCAUGAUCAACUAUGCACAGCCUGUAAAGUUUCAAGGUUUCCAUGUGGCUGAAGAACGCAAUAUCCAUUAUAACAUGUCUUCUUUCAACGAAUCGGUCGGUCUGGGCUACUUGAAGACACACGCAAUUGAAUUUGUGAAUUAUAACAAACGGCAAAUGAGUCGCAUUUACCCCAAGGGAGGACGCGUGGAUUCCAGUAAUUACAUGCCGCAGAUUUUCUGGAACGCUGGCUGCCAGAUGGUGUCACUGAACUAUCAAACCCCAGAUUUGGCAAUGCAAUUAAAUCAGGGAAAAUUCGAGUAUAAUGGAUCAUGCGGGUACCUUCUCAAACCAGACUUCAUGAGGCGACCAGAUCGCACAUUUGAUCCCUUCUCCGAAACUCCCGUCGAUGGGGUGAUUGCAGCCACUUGCUCAGUGCAGGUCAUAUCAGGUCAAUUCUUAUCAGAUAAGAAAAUAGGCACCUAUGUAGAAGUGGACAUGUAUGGGUUGCCCACCGACACUAUUCGUAAGGAAUUCCGAACUCGAAUGGUGAUGAACAAUGGUCUCAAUCCAGUGUACAAUGAAGAAUCAUUUGUCUUCCGGAAGGUGAUCCUCCCAGACCUGGCUGUUUUGAGAAUAGCGGUGUACGACGACAACAACAAGCUGAUUGGCCAGAGGCUCCUGCCCCUGGACGGCCUCCAGGCAGGCUACCGACACAUCUCCCUGAGAAACGAAGGCAACAAGCCGCUCUCGCUGCCAACCAUUUUCUGCAACAUUGUGCUGAAAACUUACGUGCCCGAUGGGUUCGGAGAUAUUGUGGAUGCAUUGUCAGAUCCAAAGAAAUUUCUUUCAAUUACAGAAAAGAGAGCAGACCAAAUGAGAGCUAUGGGCAUUGAAACCAGUGACAUCGCAGAUGUGCCCAGUGAUACUUCCAAGAAUGACAAGAAGGGAAAGGCCAACACUGCCAAAGCAAAUGUGACCCCUCAGAGCAGCUCCGAACUUAGACCAGCCACCACGGCGGCUCUGGGGCCUGGCCUGGAGGCCAAGAAAGGUAUUGAACUUAUCCCUCAAGUGAGGAUAGAAGAUUUAAAGCAGAUGAAGGCUUACUUGAAGCAUUUAAAGAAACAGCAGAAGGAACUAAGCUCUUUAAAGAAGAAGCACGCUAAGGAGCACAGUACCAUGCAGAAGUUACACUGCACACAAGUUGACAAAAUUGUGGCACAGUAUGACAAAGAGAAGUCGACGCAUGAGAAAAUUCUGGAGAAGGCAAUGAAGAAGAAGGGAGGAAGUAAUUGUCUUGAAAUGAAGAAAGAAACAGAAAUUAAAAUUCAGACACUGACAUCAGAUCACAAAUCUAAGGUCAAAGAGAUUGUGGCCCAGCACACCAAAGAGUGGUCCGAAAUGAUCAACACCCACAGUGCUGAGGAGCAAGAAAUCCGAGACCUGCAUCUCAGCCAGCAGUGCGAGCUGCUGAAAAAGCUCCUCGUCAGUGCUCAUGAGCAGCAAACCCAGCAGCUGAGACUGUCCCAUGACAGGAGAGUCAGGGAGUUAAACAGCAGCAACACCAAAAAGUUUCUAGAAGAAAGGAAAAGACUUGCAAUGAAGCAGUCCAAAGAAAUGGAUCAGUUGAAAAAAGUACAGCUUGAACACUUAGAAUUCCUAGAGAAGCAGAAUGAGCAGGCCAGCCACGUUACAUUUUAAAUCAAAGGAGGAGAGAAAACACUUCUUUACAGCCUCAAUCUAAAAAUGUAAGGCUGACAAGGGGGAUCUAAGAGCAGGAGCCACAGCGACGUGACAAAACCAGGGGAGUGGGCGCCAUCUGCCCUCUCGGUGCCCGCUCCCAGCACAGCGAAACACCGCAGCAAAAGACAUACAAAUAAAAAAGCUCUCCGAAAUCCAGUCAGCUCGUCGUGCCCUCCGACACAGGCCAACACCAAGCGGAAACUCAUACGUGUUUGCCUGGAGCCCGUCCAGAGGGACUGCAUCCCACUCAGCUUCCUGGUAUCACUUCAGUCUGGUGGAAACACCUCUCACAUGGCCAUAGGACCUUCAGUAGCAGUUCACAGUUUAAUCUCAGUUCAAACUUCACGCUCUAGGGCUAGUGGCUUGGAAAUAUUAUUUCUAGGUGAUUUACUUCAAUUUAGAAACUUUAAAGAGGUUUUGAGAAAUGUGUGCGUGUACUACUUAUUCUAGUCCCAACUUCCUGUAAAGCAAUUCUGUUUAAAGUAUAUUUUUGUUUCAGAGUAAAUCGGUCCCUUGAAGAACACUAAAAUAGAAAAUAUGCUUGAAAAUUACCUUUAAGAAAGCAAAACAAAAGAGUAACUUUUUUCUUUCUCUUUUUUUGCUUUUCAAUUAGGCAUCAAAUAAAUUCAACUUCUGGUUCUUUACUAUAGUGGAUAGAAGUUUUAUUCAUAAAAAUAUCUCUGAUUUUUCCACAUUUCCUUUUCAGCUAAAUGCUUCCCUCCAUGAAUUGCCCACAAAUUCCCAAAUGGGACAAUUCAUUUGGCCAACUCAUAUAUGAAUCAUGUUCUAGUACAAAUUACCUAGCUUAUAUAUUUCUUCUUAAAGCACUUCUCAAAAGGUGUUCUAGGGGAAGGGAAAAAAAACUAUGGAAGGAGGUGGGAAGGAUGAGACUAUGAACAAGGGAAAAGUCACCAUUUUGAAGAAUUAAAAUCCACAUCAGUGAUGGAGAAGGAGCAUGCAAGGAAGGGUGGGAACGAGGAUGUCUUGAAGUGUUCUUACAAACCUUCUUAGAAGAAGGGUAUGAUGCAAGGCAAGGUAGGGUUGUGUUUCAGCUAACCAAAUUAAGAAACUACUUAAUUAUGUUACUUAGCAACAAGUUCGGCUCAAGAAUAUAAGUGUGCUAAAAAUUGUUUAUCACUCCAACAGUGAUAUGCUUCAGAGCUACAGAAUCCAGUGACUGGAUGUCUUUGUCAGACCCUAAGUGCAUCAUUAAAAGAAUCCUUCCAAAGUUCAUAGAAUAAACUCUUAGGCUAGUGAUAUCUGUAUCAAUUGGAUCACUUGGGGAGCGCGCCGGGGUUUUUGUUCCACCAUUUCAUCGAAUGCUGAGGACUGAUUAACACCUAAUGCCCACAACUGAUACAUCAAGUCACGGAAGCGUAGGACAAAACAGAACCUGAGAAGACUGCAGAUUCAGUGAAAAGAAAUUCAGGAUAUCAUACCGAUCCUCCUGGAAAAUAGGAUUUGGACUUGAAUUUCUGUGUUAAGCUUUAUUUUACAAGUAAGACUUCUUUAAUAACAAAUUCAAUUCCAGAGUAGUAUAUUUUUGAGGCCUUUAAAGGUCUAGAAAUCCAGAAUUCACGUGUAUCCUUUGUGUUAAAAUCCAGUUAGAGACACAGUGGAAAAGAUAGAACCAGCAACUCCCAUUUCUUCCCUCAUAAAAGACAUGCUCUGGAGCUGUAGAUGACCCCUUUAUAACCGAUGAAGUAUUUCCAGACAAUUCCAAACAUUUAGAACUAUUUUCCAGACCAUUGUGAAACCCCGAGGUAGUUUGCGUUUGUUUCUAUAUCAAAAAUGGAUUCAUUUGAACAGUUCCCCAUAAUGCUUCCCUUUAAAGUUCCGACUGUGACCCUGUUCCUGGGAGUUCUUCUGGUCACACACCCCCCUCCCCCAAAGUAGGGCAUAGAAUGCAUCGAUCUCAUUAGGUCGUCUGGCAAAAACAACCCAAUUUCUACCAUGGUUUGGCCCUAACUAUGGAUCCAACGCACCACUUCCUACUUAAGUCACUGUCCCUGCCUGUGUGGUCAGCAAAUUCUCAUUUCACCAUUUGGAGGUUAGGGAUUUGUUUCCUACUUAAGCUUUCCUGUAGGCUACCCACCCACCUCAUUUGUUCUCACACCUCCCAUCUCCAACACUAACAAUAUCACUGGUGUCACACCCAAGUUUCAGAAGUGGAUUUUUGUCAUCAAUCCUAUACCGUUGAAUAAAAAAGAGCCAAGGG